Monomorium pharaonis (pharaoh ant) is the source of this 3026-nucleotide messenger RNA. RefSeq names its product titin homolog. The record is from RefSeq and is a predicted model, not a curated record. Bases 280 to 2535 code for a protein of 751 amino acids. NCBI's taxonomy places the organism in Eukaryota, Metazoa, Arthropoda, Insecta, Hymenoptera, Formicidae. The transcript is spliced from 3 exons.
GUUUCAUCGUGUGCAAUCGUAUGCAGUCAGGGUGCGUGUUGGUUCGUGUUCGAGGGUCAUUAUGUUGUGAUGCGGUUGCAAAUUUCACGAUUUUUUCUCGAAGAACGAACUGUGCGAUGCAGAUCUGCGCGAUAUUACGUACAAUUCGUUGUUGCAGCUGAUGCGGUACACACGCAUCCUUUAAGUUUUUCCUUGAGCUUCAGCCGAACGUGCAAUUUCGACGUCGUGUAAGGACGUUUCCCGCCUCGUAACCGGAUUCAGAAAAGAGAUUGAAGUAUAAUGGCUACUCCAUCCAAGCGUAUUACACGCUUGAGGACUCGCGAGCCAUCUGUGAAGGCUACACUUGAAAAGAAGCCCAAACCUGGAAAAGUUAUUACUACCCGUAAAAACUCAAAGAGGAUUAAUGUUAGUGCGAAAGACAAAGCUGUUACUACCAAUAAAAACUCAAAGAUGGUUAGUGUCACUGCAAAAGGCAAAACUGUUGCUACCAAUAAAGACUCGAAGAAGGUUAGUGCUACUACAAGAGACAAAGCUGUUACUACCAGUAAAAACUUAAAGAAGAUUAAUGUUACUACAAGAGACAAAGCUGUUGCUGCCAAUAAAGAUUCAAAGAAGGUUAGUGUUACUGCAAAAGACAAAGCUGUUACUACCAGUAAAGACUUAAAGAAGGUUAACAUUAUUGCAAAAAACAAAGCUGUUACUACCAGUAAAGCCUCGAUGAAGGUUAAUGUUAGCACAAAAGGCAAACAUUUGGGUGUAUCAGAGAAAAAUACAUUUCUAAGAAAGAAUAAAGUGUCGCCAAGAUAUUUGCGUCCUCGUCAAAAUAAGAAAAAUUACUGUGAGGAUUCAAGGUUGAUGGAGCAAUUUAUCUUGCCAAAACAACAGGACAGCACGGUGGUAUUGGAGAAGUUGAAUGUGAAAGACAAGCAUGAGAAAGUACCCGUGUACAAAGCCAUGAAAUCUGACAAAUCCUCAGAGGACAAAAUUGACGUGUAUGACUUUAAGUUCGAUGCUAAUGACGCGAUGGAAAAAGUUAAGAAAAAACAGAGAAAAAGAAACAUUAACAGAGAAAAAGGCAAAAUAAGCAAGAAGACGAAAAAGAAGGUUACUGCACAACCGAAGAGAAUUGAAAUCAUUGAAUCUCCUGAGCCUAACGCGAAUGUUUCUGUGGAGUUUACACAAUGCGAUCUUCCUUUAGAAUCAGCUGUAGUAGUUGUAGAAUCGACGAAGGAAAAGGAGAUUAAGAAAUUAGAAAUAAUUGCAGACGUCGCCAAGAGAACUGAAACGUCAGAGAUGAAUGCAGAUAUUCAAACUGCAAAGGAAUCGAUGAGCAAAGAUAUCGAGAAGGAUGUUGAACAAGGAAUAGACGCGAACGUUCAAAUAGCGGAAAACUCGAUGGAAGAUACUGCGAGAAACAUAGAGACACAGAGAGCUGAUACAAAUAUUCAUGAUGAGACAACUUUACCUCGUGGAACACUUGCGAGACAAAUUAGAAAGAACAAUCCGAGCAAACCAAGAAUUAUAUCUGUCGAAAAUGCAAAUAACAUUAUAGUCACUAAAUCGCCACUUAAUACUGAAGAUUCACGGCCCUUUCGGCCAAAGAAUAUAUUUGAUAAUAAAACCUCGCUAACGGAAUCCAAUCUUACAUUGAGAAAUUCGUUGAUCUUCACGAAAACUUUGUCUCCUAUCCUGAAAACAACGAGCACCUACGAUUUCGGGAGUCCCUGCCGGCCUCCAAUGUUAAUGUUCUCUAAAACUAAACAUUUUAUUCAGAGUACACCAUAUAAGGAUGUUGAAACAAAUAAAGAAAUUAAGAAAAUAAAUAAAAACAGCGUGGAAACUAACAAGGAGAAUGUAAAAAUAAAUAAGGAGAACAUGGAAAUAGAUAAAGAGAACAUGGAAAUGGUUAAAGAAAAUAUGGACACAAAUAAGGAAAAUAAAGGCUGGAGGGAUAAAGAACGAAAGAACAAAGCUGUUAGUCUUCGAAAAAAGCUUGUUCAAAAGAAACUUCCAAUUUUAGAGAAUAAGGCUCCAGAGAAAGUUCCACACAAAUCAGGACCUGUCAGAGUAUCUCUGGGAGAAAUAAAGAAUUUGCUGAGAUCAAAUAAUAAUGAAGAUAAUAAACAAACGGAAGCAGAUCAAACAUAUACUGAUGUUAGCAAAUCAUUCGUGGAGCAAAAAAAUAAACAACUUGCAGACUAUCUCAAUUUUUCUGACACAUUUGACGUCUUGUCUGAAACCGAGAGAUUAUCAAGUGUUGGAAAUGACGUUCCAUUGUUUAUGGAUUUAGAACCCACACAUUUUUCGAAGCCACCCCAAUAUUCAUACAAGAGAAAACGUGCUGUGAAAUUUGAUUUUUCAGAAGACAGUAGUGAUAAUGAAGAAGAAAAGGAUAAAGAAAAUAUCAAAUCACGUCCGAAGAAAAAAAAACAUAUAAAAUCAGAGACAGAGCAGGAAAAAAGAAUAAACGAAUGGGUAAAAACGGUUAAUAGCACAUUCCAAGAAAUUGAGGAGUAUGACUUAGUAAUAGAAUAAUAAUAUAGGAGAAAAAUGGAUUGUUACUGCACAUAUUUUAAAAUUUUAUAAGACCUGAAGAGUUCAAAAAUUUAAUGAAUUAACAAACAGUUUUUCUUGUCUUUCGAUUUAUCCUUAAAUAUUUAUGAUAACAAUGUUUAAAACACCACGUCUCUCCUUUAUAUUCUUUUGAUAUUUUUUUCGCAUGAAAUUUUAUGAUUUACAAUAGAAAAAAUUAAUAUCGAAAUAUAAAUUUAAAUCUUUAGAUUAUUAAUUCAAAAAACCUGGCGUUAUCUUACAUUUUUCUAAGUUUUAUUAAAAAUUUAUUUUUAAAAAUCUUUUAAAGAUUUCUUUACGUAUAUCUUAUAUUUAUGUUAAAUGUAAUUUUUACGACUGUAUAAUAAUAGAAAUUAAGCUUACAUAUAUAUUAAUAAUCGCAGUAAACUAUACACUUGUAGACAGAGGUCAGUAUGUCACGAGCAUGUUGUACAUAAUAAAAUAUUUGUAACUUA